UGGGCCGGAAUCGAAGACCAUCUCUUCACCAACGAUGGGGGUAAGACCAAGGGAUACACCGAGGACAUCGACACCUUGCUCGUCUUCGCCGGUCUCUUCUCCGCCAUCCUCACAGCAUUCGUCGUACAGACAUACCAGAUGCUCCAACCAGACACCCAAGACACCACCAACCAACUCCUCGCUUAC
Phanerochaete carnosa HHB-10118-sp is the source of this 186-nucleotide messenger RNA. RefSeq lists its product as uncharacterized. NCBI's taxonomy places the organism in Eukaryota, Fungi, Basidiomycota, Agaricomycetes, Polyporales, Phanerochaetaceae. The transcript is spliced from 2 exons. The annotation marks the transcript as partial. The record is from RefSeq and is a predicted model, not a curated record.